AUGACAGACAAAGCAGCGAGAAGAGCCAAGUUUGAGGGGGUGUACGAGGUGAUUAGGGAUGAGCUUAUAGGUCACUUCGCAGGGGAGGGGAUGCCAGAGGAGGCGGUGGAGUGGUAUCGCAACAAUCUUAACUACAAUGUCCCAGGCGGUAAACUCAACCGCGGAAUGUCGGUUGUGGACACUGUCGAGAUUCUCAAAGGCCGAGCUUUGGAUGAAGACGAGUACUUCAAGGCUGCCGUGUUGGGGUGGUGUAUCGAACUUCUGCAAGCCUACUUCCUGGUAGCCGACGACAUCAUGGACUCCUCCAUCACCAGGCGCGCUCAGCCCUGCUGGUACCGCCUUCCAUCGGUUGGUACGGUCGCGAUCAACGACAGCUUCAUGCUCGAAGCUGCUAUUUAUCGCUUACUCAAGACACACUUCCGCGGCCAAGCAUACUACGCGGACCUACUCGACCUCUUCCACGAGACGACAUACCAAACUGAGAUGGGUCAGCUCGUGGACCUCAUCACCGCCCCUGAGGAUAAAGUCGAUUUGAGCAAGUUCUCUUUAGCGCGCCACCACACAAUAGUCAUCUACAAAACCGCCUACUACUCCUUCUACCUCCCCGUCGCGUGCGCCAUGCUAUUCAGCAACAUCCCCUCAUCAGAUGAACACAUCUACGCCCACGCAAAAUCCAUCCUCCUCCCUCUCGGCGAGUACUUCCAGAUUCAAGACGACUUUUUGGAUUACUCGGCGACGCCUGAGGUUUUGGGCAAGAUUGGGACGGAUAUCGUGGAUAAUAAGUGUUCGUGGGUCGUCAACACCGCUUUACUCCUCACUUCGGAAGGAGGGGGGAAAGAAUACUCGGCGGAGGAGAAGAGGGAGAUGCGGAAAGUUUUGGAUGAGAAUUACGGUCGGAAAGAGGCGGGGACGGAAGCGAAGGUGAAGGAGGUAUACGAGCGUCUUGGGAUCCGCCAAACGUAUGAGGCAUAUGAGGAGAAGGUGGUGCAUGCUAUCAAGGCGAAGAUUGCGGAGAUUGUUGAGAUUGAGGGGGGGUUGAAGAGGGAGGUGUUUGAGAGUUUCUUGGGCAAGAUUUAUCGGAGGAGUAAAUAGAUUUGUGGUUCAUUGGGUUUAACAAAUAGAUGGUACUGAGACUGU
This is a messenger RNA of Laccaria bicolor S238N-H82, 1137 nucleotides long. RefSeq lists its product as uncharacterized. Gene Ontology annotation, biological process: trans, trans-farnesyl diphosphate biosynthetic process. Gene Ontology annotation, cellular component: cytoplasm. The transcript has 5 exons. NCBI's taxonomy places the organism in Eukaryota, Fungi, Basidiomycota, Agaricomycetes, Agaricales, Hydnangiaceae. Bases 1 to 1092 code for a protein of 363 amino acids. Gene Ontology annotation, molecular function: dimethylallyltranstransferase activity; (2E,6E)-farnesyl diphosphate synthase activity. The record is from RefSeq and is a predicted model, not a curated record.